Molecule: messenger RNA, 708 nt
Organism: Mycena citricolor
Lineage: Eukaryota; Fungi; Basidiomycota; Agaricomycetes; Agaricales; Mycenaceae
Source: the annotation of a GenBank genome assembly
GCCUCGAUCAGGCAUGAUUACUGAACAACGCUCUGCGAUGUCCGCGCUGACAGUUGAAUAGCUGAUGGAGCUUGCUGGGCUUGCGUGUGCACAAACGCUUGCCAAGGUCUACGACUCCAAACAGCAUCCCCGCGUUCUCGUCUGCUGUGGACCAGGGAAUCAAGGUGGAGACGGGUUGGUUGCCGCCAGACACCUGGGUGAGUCCAUCGCUCCUCCAAGUCGCCCAAGAUAUGUAUGACUCUCGACAAAAGCACAAUUCGGAUAUCAGCCAACUCUGUACAUGCCGAAAGUCGAGUAAACCGAUCGUUCCAGUGGACACACAUUCUGAGCGGACGUCUAGCCCGGCUCGAAGGAGAUCUACAAGCGUCUCCACACCCAAUGCAAAAACAUGAAUAUCAAGACCCUCGACACCGGGGACAUCAGCUCACUCGUCUCCGCCCUCGCGUCCUCCGACGUCAUCCUCGAUGCCAUCUUCGGUUUCUCGUUCAAACCUCCGAUCCGUGCACCGUUCGACGCCGCUCUGCCGCUGCUGACCCGGUCUGGGCUUCCCAUCGUCUCGGUUGAUAUCCCAUCGGGGUGGGAUGUCGAGGCGGGCAACGACGCGGGGGUAGGGCUGCAGCCGGAUGUGCUGCUCAGCUUGACUGCUCCGAAGGAGGGAGUGAGAGCGUUCAAGGGCAGACACUUCCUCGGCGGUCGAUUUGUUCCCCC